This is a messenger RNA of Liolophura sinensis, 1965 nucleotides long. Its product is annotated as universal stress protein Sll1388-like. Bases 481 to 792 code for a protein of 103 amino acids. The record is from RefSeq and is a predicted model, not a curated record. The transcript is spliced from 4 exons. Lineage: Eukaryota; Metazoa; Mollusca; Polyplacophora; Chitonida; Chitonidae.
UAUUUUUGCCCAAGGUGAUAGGUGCAGAAAGGUGUAAGUUAUUAAUUGUUUUCCCUUUUUUUGUCUCUUUUUUUUAUUAUUUACGGAUUAUCUAAAUCGUAAACGUUCCUGUUCCCGCUUCGCAAUAGUCGUAUUAUUUAUUCGUGUAAUGGUCUGCCCGUGACGCUCACAGUGUGCGGGUAACACAAAGGCGAGAGGCCAUCACUAGAAAAUCGAUACGACGACCAAGCGACUGUUGUGAAAGCUGAGCGAGGGAGACGCAAGCGCGCCGAGAGCAUAAAAUACUGGGUUGCCGACAAAUAGCCGCACAAGACAACCGGAGCAACAUGGCAGCUGACGACGGUAAAGGUCCCAAUCGUGAUAGCCAUUGAUGGAAGCGAGAACGCCGAGUACGCUGUUCAGUGGUACCUGGAUAACUACCACCGUGAUGGUAACAAGGUUGUGCUAGUCACGGUGCCCGAGUACAUCCCUCCUAACGCCAUGAUGAGCCCCGGCGUUGUUCAGGAAUUGCUUCAGAAGGCAGACAAAGAGGUGUUGGAACUCCGAAACAAAUAUGUAUCCGGUCUAAAGGGUAAAGGGCUGAACGUGUCUUUUGAGAGGUUAGAAGGUAAGGCCGGGGAAGCCAUCAUUGAUUUCGUCAAGAAAUCCAAGGCAUCUUGUAUUGUAACAGGUACUCGAGGCCUGGGCAAGUUCCGGCGGACCAUCAUGGGCAGCGUCAGCGACUACAUCGUCCACCAUUCUCCUUGUCCAGUGCUCAUCUGUCGUCAUAAAGACCAGAAGGACCAUCAUUAGAUGUGCUAAUAGCCCCCCCUAUACAUGUCUAGCCACGUAGCGAAAAUGUAGACACAAUGAGUAACCAGUCUCCACGAUUCACCCAGCACGGUCAAUUACUCUAGCAUCUAUUCAGCUCUUGGAUAUCCGGUAUAAAAGUUGGCAUUAUAUUUACAAUUAUUCAUGCAGUUUACGCCAUUGUUUUUUGUUGUUUUUUUUUUGUGUUUUUAUUUUGUACUGUAGUCCCUUUAACUUAUAGGGCUAAUUCAUUUAACGCUUUGUUUUUGUGAAUUAGUGUAUGUGUGGUUGAUAGCUUGUGCAAACAAAUGGCCUUAUAUUUGGAAGGAAUGGCUUGGUAAAACUGACUGUUCUCAAUUUUAUUGCGAUGGUUGUAUACUCAAUAGGGUGCUACUUAUGUUUGCUGGACAUUUUCAUCUGUCAGCAAGUCUGAGAAUUAGAAGAGAAGUCAAGUUAGUAUGUCCUGUCAUGAAAAUCAUUUGAGAUUUGACGUGUCUACUGUGCCGAACUCAUCAGGGUUAGCUUGAAUGGCAUAGUUGUCAUGGAAUGUGUCGGUCAAAAGAAGUCCCUGUUCUACAGCAAUAGAAAGACCCUUUUGCAUAUUAACUAUAAGUUGUAUAGUAUAUAUUAUCUAAGCGGGUAACGAUAUAUAUAUAUACACACACAUGAAUGUGUAUCAUUGUUGUUGUUGUUGCUAGGUCAGCUACGGAGCUUCAUCUCUCCGCAGUGUCGUCCGAAAAGGACAGCUCAAAUGUUAUUGAGUGUGUGACUUACACAUAGCCAUUCAUCAUCUCGACCAAGCCGUGCAUUGUUUUAUAGUAGUUUAGUAAUACCAGGCAGUAAGCAAUAGAGCCUCAUUGAAGCCUGUAUGAAGGGGUUAGCGGCAAGAGGUUUGUGGGGGGCAAGUGACCCCAUAGUAAUGUACUAACUUUGACAAAUUUUUGUCCGCGUCAGGACAUAAUUGGAAUCAAGGCUUGUGGGUGUCUCUGUACCGCACCACUCUAGAUAUGCUGCUAUUCUUGAAACCUUUACAUCACUGGUGAAUGUUAACAGUACAAAUAUUGAUCAUACCUAAGGAGUGUUGUAACAUUUUUUGUUUUGUAUUUUAAAGCUUCUGUUAUCAGUACAUAUUUGUUUUAUUUAUGAAUAAAGAAGUUGCAUGCAGGUUAAAUAACA